CACGGCAGCGAGCCCGUGGCCUAGCUGCUCCGCUGCUCGCUCAUUGCCGUCGCCGCCGACGAGCUGACACCAUUCAGGGUCCGCCGCUGCCGUCUCCGCCGCUGCGGCGAGCAGCCAGCGACGCCACACGCCGCGGAGCGCAAGCGGAGCACGCACAUGCUGCUGGGGUUUCUCCGCCGCACCGCCGCGGCCGCAUCGUCCUCGCCGGCGGCGGGCCUCCGACAGUUUCAGGCUGCAUACUAUAGAAGUAACGAGAGGCUAUCACCCGCCCGAGACCAAGAAGUUUCAUACGGUCUUAAUUUGGCCAUUGCUGGAAGAGGUGUUAUUGUAAAAGAUAAGGUCUUCCAUAACUUAGAGACAUCCGAACUUCAGAAAGCUGGUGCUACUUACCUAGACAAACAGUCUGGUAUUCCACUUCAUGUUAGAGGAGAUGUCACUGGCAGGGUCGCUGAUGUUUCAAAAGCUCAAUUUGCAAAGCUUCUGAAACUGGUCACGUUUCACCUUUCAUCCAUCUCAUGUCUAUAUGUUCAAGAUGGUGCCAUUUGUUCAGGAGAAUGUGAUGCAAAGGUCCGAAUCAUUAGUGAUAACCCCUCUGCUGUUAUGUUACUGUCAAAUAUCCUUUGGAAAAUACCAGAUCGUGCGAUUUCCCAUGACACAUCCCCUUUGACUAUAUAUGCUACCAGUUCCAUAAGUAAUAACAUCAAGACUAUUAUUGGUUCUGGAACACAAUAUGCUAAUGGCUUUGCAGCAGCGGACAUUGAACGCGCAUCUCUAAUCCUAUGCGGUAAAGCAUUUGCUGAUUCAGCUAUUGUGAAAGAUGCCCUUACUGCUGUGACAGCCCCGAUAUUAUCUGCAAGAGGCGGCCUCCCUGUUCCAGGCUGGCUUCUGUGCUUUGGUGGUUCUAUUGUAUUAUUGUUUGCUCCAGUGGAGAUAAUCUUGUCCUGCUCAGAAAUUAAGGAUGCUCUAUUGUCUAUUGACUGUGGUGCAGUCAUCUCUUCUAAAGGGUCUACUAUGCUUUUCCCUACCAAGGCAAAGAGGGAGCCAAAAUUGUUUACCAAACCAACUACAGUAAUUAUUGUAUCCUUAGAUAGCACUGGUUCCAUACCAUCAGUAUCAAAGCUCUCUCCUGGCCAGGCUGCUUACCAUUUCUUGGUUGGGUGUCAUGAUGGUAAAUUCAUCCCGGCUUACAGCAGGGGGCCCUCUCCUGCUGACCCACUUGCACUUGCAAGUUCCUUAUUCACACAUUUGAAAGAAGAUGAUACACCAACAUAUCUGAUCAAUGCUAAGCACUCUGGAAAGUACAUUGAUGGCAAGGGGUUUAUGAAACUGUUAGAGAUGGCACUAUCUCAGAAUCUGCCUGACAUCAAAACUGAAGACUUUAGAGUUGGCGAACUUAAGGGGAAGUACAGGAGCUUUCUAUCCAGCAAAUUUGGGAAAAGUUUACCCGAGGAAUUUUCUUUCUAGGAUAUGUACUUUGAUGCUGUAGUGUACAUUUAUCUUGGACUGACACAGAUUUACAUUUUAACUUGAAUAUAUCUCCUAUUCCGCCUCAAUUAAAAAAGGUUACAUUAUUAGCUUAAGUUUCCUCCCUCUUGGCACUUGGAUACUGUAACAGACCAUGAUUUGACUUGGGCUGCAUAUCCAUUUCAAUCAAAAUUUUCGUUAAGCAGCAGAAUGUCGAAAAGUUUCAGUA
Messenger RNA from Panicum virgatum (switchgrass), 1693 nucleotides. RefSeq lists its product as uncharacterized. NCBI's taxonomy places the organism in Eukaryota, Viridiplantae, Streptophyta, Magnoliopsida, Poales, Poaceae. The transcript has 11 exons. Gene Ontology annotation, biological process: gluconeogenesis. The record is from RefSeq and is a predicted model, not a curated record. Gene Ontology annotation, cellular component: cytosol. Bases 157 to 1464 code for a protein of 435 amino acids. Gene Ontology annotation, molecular function: ATP binding; phosphoenolpyruvate carboxykinase (ATP) activity.